AUGCCAGAGUAUGAAGCCCUGUCGUAUACCUGGGCGGAUGAGAAUGGAGACACUUCGAAAUGUGAGAGGGCUUAUAUCGGGAAGCGCUGGGAUAUUCUCCCGAUUACCAGAAAUUGCCACAAUGCCCUCCGCCGUUUGCGUUACUCCGGUAGGAGUAGACCGCUAUGGGUCGACGCCAUCUGCAUCAACCAAAGUGACGUGGGUGAGAGGUCCCAUCAAGUUGGUAUCAUGCAAGACAUUUAUGCAACAUCAAUCAGAGUUUUGAUAUACUUGGGGGAAGACCAAGGAAACAUGGAACCCCCCAGCUCACCUCCGUGGAAUUUCGACAAAUGGAACACGUUGAAUGGGAGAUCUUUGCCUGCGCACAAAGACCUCACACAACUAUCAUAUUUCAAGAGAGUAUGGGUGAUCCAAGAGAUAGCUGCGAAGCGCAAGCCUUGGGUUCUCUUUGGAACGCACGGUGACCAAUGGGAUCACUUCCUUGAACGGGUAGAGACUAAGGCCAACAAAAAAACUGUAGGCGAUCCGUACACAAGGAGAACAACUGCUAUCUCUGACGGGAAUCAGCUUCCUCGAAAGACAAAGUGGGUACACGUGCUUCCUCGGGGAAAACUCAUGGAUCUAGCAGAGCUUCCAAGAUUUGUGGUUGCCACAGCUGACUGCGAGGCCACAGACCCUCGGGACAAGAUAUUUGCCUUGUUGGGUCUUUUUCAAGGCGCAAAACAAGCUGAUUUGAUUGCGGACUACUCUCUCAGCAAGGAGCAGAUGCCGAGAAGGGCCCCGGGCAUCCUGGCGGGCGAACUCUAUCGCAUGUCAGGGUAUCGUUCGGCAGGAAGUGUACCAGACUGGGCCGAGUUUACCGACGAAGUUUUCCAAAUCAGUGGUCUUCAAGAUCACGUGGUAGUGCUUCGGCCUGUCGCAUCGGCGCCAAAGGUCCCCAAAGUAUUUCGAUUCGUUGCCGUUGCACAACAGCCCAAGAUUGAUCGCUUGACCGAAUGUGUCAACUUGAUCAAUCGUAGAAUCAUAUUGUUAUUCUCUACAUGGCAGUAUGUACUCAAAAGAGGAAGCGGUGGCGAACUAUGGUUUCUCCAGCAAACAUGGGACACGAUCAAAGCCAUGUGCCAGCAGAUCAAGCAGUUCUGGAGUUUUGUAGAAACAACAGGACGUUUCUCGGAUGACUUGGAAGCUUUCGACAAUUAUAAACAUUUAUCUGACGGAAGGAAAAUCCCUCACAAGAUCCCUACCCAGCAGAGGCCGUCGUAUCGGGACUAUAUACAACUGAGUGAGAUGGCUGUCCGUGAUCAGAUGGAGCUUGACGCAUGUGCUAGGCGCUCCCUUGACACAAGAGAACUAGAGGACAUGAAAGCCGAUGACAUGGGCUCAUUACGCCUCCUUGGGCGAAGUCUCUUGACCUCCAUUUACGUCUAUAAGCAACAACCGGCGCUUCAGACUUUGCCAAGGCAAGGUUCUCUAUACAAUCUCAGGGAGGACGAGGGGAUCUGUGAGAGACUUCUACGAGAAAAAGCGGAUCCCACCACCAAUCGUGAUGGCAGUGCCACAUAUACUACGUACGAAGCGUCCUUCCGCUCUUCAAUGAGCAGCACAGGACUUGCGGCGUUUCUUAGCUGGGAAUUGGGUGUAAGUGGCGGUAUACCAACAGCAGAAGGGGGGGUUUUGGAGAAAAACAAAAGUGACAGCCAUGAGCGCAAGUUCACAUGGAUUCAUAAUUAUCCUUCCCUGCCAAGCCUGAGAGACUUUUUCUCUUCGCUUGACAAUGUCUUCAAGAAAUCCUACCGAAAACAGCUGUUUCAACUUGGGUCGUUAGACGACUUUGUCCGAUCGCUUCUGAGUCUGGAUUUGGAUCAAAAAGUCAUGCAUUUCGCCGUCUGGGAAGGGAACAACAGAAUGGGGUAUCAAAGAGAUAUGCGGCGCGACGGAGUGAUCCCGUGGCUACAUGAUUUUCUGAACCUAGAUUCAGACACAUUGCACAAAGGAGGAGGCCGUUCAAGGAGUUAUUUGAAUACUUGGGCGGCCGACUUCAUGCACAUCUGGGCCCUCCUCACGAAGGGCAGUUGCCUCAACUCUCCUGCGGAGUCUGCGGACCCCCGACCUGACAAUUCAGAGGAUCAGAUGGAGCAGGGACAAGACCAUCUGGCUGCAGCAAAGGUGAAGUGGGCACCGCUGCUUGACCCCAUAAGAGAGACAGAGGCGCAUUUACUCCCUUUCGAGAAGGUAUUCGUCGGAACGAACGACACCCAUGACGAAAAAAUGGAAAAUGUCCCCUGA
Molecule: messenger RNA, 2286 nt
Organism: Colletotrichum godetiae
Lineage: Eukaryota; Fungi; Ascomycota; Sordariomycetes; Glomerellales; Glomerellaceae
Product: heterokaryon incompatibility protein-domain-containing protein
Exons: 2
Coding region: 1-2286 (761 amino acids)
Source: RefSeq, a predicted model, not a curated record